Photinus pyralis (common eastern firefly) is the source of this 1060-nucleotide messenger RNA. It is a transcript of the gene Jupiter, whose product is annotated as microtubule-associated protein Jupiter. Bases 205 to 711 code for a protein of 168 amino acids. The record is from RefSeq and is a predicted model, not a curated record. The transcript has 4 exons. Lineage: Eukaryota; Metazoa; Arthropoda; Insecta; Coleoptera; Lampyridae.
AAGAGCUAUAUGAAAUUUGUAAUGCAAUAAAAGUGGAACUGAAACAAAGCACCUGAUAUAUUAUGGCCCAGUGCGCACGAUGCCUAUAAAAGCUUCUGCAAAAGCCGCAAGCUUCCAGUCAGCUGUCCAAACGUGCCGUGGUAGCUCCGAGAACUCGUGCAUUUGUUAACAGUAACUUAUUCAUUAAUAAAUUAUUCUGUGAACAUGACUACUUACGCUACUUACCGACAUAUUGAGCUCGAUAAAGUUGGCUACGGAAAAAAGCGAGUUCGUAAUCCACCAAGUGACAUCUUCACCGUUCUCAGUUCUCCGGAAUCAUCACCACAGAGCAAUGGCACAAGUACUCCCCGCCGAAGUCAAAGCCAUAACGACUCGUUUUCUCGCCUCUUUGGAAGCUCUGGCUCUAACACACCUCGCAAAUUAUCUUUAAAUAAACACGAUGUAACAGUGCGUAAUCCUGUUACGGGAAAUGGUGUUACUUCAUGGGACCAACAUCGUUCGUCACUUUCUCCAAAAAUAAAGACCGAGAGGAACCCAGUCACGGGAGAAGUUUAUACAAUCGUAAGCCCGGCAACGACUCCAACAAAACUCAUCCAAAAUGGAUUUGGUCAUCAAAACGGUUUUGCGUCCCCUCUUAAAAAUCGCCACGAAGGAAUAGCUAACGAACUCAAAGCUCCCGCCGAUAAGCCAUUAACCAAUGGUCAAGCCUAAACUUACUUCCAUUUCCGACUGUCUACUAAUGUUCCAGUACCGUUUUUAAUUAUUUCUUGCUUUUCUAGAAAUUGUAAGGUUCGCACUUUUUUUUAAGAAGAACGUCGAUAUCACGUGUUGUUUGUAUGACUACCGUAGAUCUUAAGGUGUCCGUUUAGUAUUUUGUUGAUUACCUUUCGAAAGUAGAUUAUUUCAAAUUUGUGCCCUUUAUACCUAAAGCCUUAUAUCAUAGAACUAAAUUUAUUGAACGUUUAUUGUUAUAGAAACGUGUAGUUGUAGAUGAUGAAAGUAUUAUGUAUUUAUCACUUGUAAUGAACUUAGCAAUAAAUUUUUAUACUUAGUCUCUUAA